UACCAAGCGGCGAUCUUUCUUUUUUAAAAUUAAUUUCAAAAUUUAAAUGGUCAAUUGUCAAUAUAAGAAAGGUCUUUCCUUUGCAAUUUUUCUCCCUUCUCAACUGUCUCUCCGUGUUCAUCUCGCGUGCAUAGCAGUCAGACAAAGCGAGAAAGAGAGAAUCAGGGGCGCACAGGGAGAGAAAGAGAGAGAAAGAGGGGGAGAUAGGGAGGGAGAGAGAGAGGCAUUAGGGAAGAAAAAUCCUCCUUUUGAUAAUUGUGCUUUCAUUCCACACACACGCACCCAACUUCUUAAUUCCAGAGAAGCCUCUUUUCUUCCUUUCAUUUUAUUUUUUGAACCGGGAUUCUCUGAUCGCCUGCGUGUUCACGAUCUUCAUUGCUUUGCUUUUAACUCGCUGGCCAGAUCUUCUUCUGUUUCGGAAUCUGAUUCCAAUCACACCUGUGUGAUUCUUCUCGUUGUGUUUGUUUGAUAAAAGGGUGGGACUCGUAUUUGCAUAGUUAAAAUAGAAAGCAAGGGGUGUUUUCAUAUUUGGGUUUGGGUUUGGGUUUUGAUGAGAUUGUGUUGAGGGAAAUGGUGCUUGCCUCAAGAGUGUGGUGUUGAAGUAAUAUGGAAGUUGUCAUUACACGCUUACGAAGAGUACAAUAACAUGUCGCUUUACAUUAAUCGCGAGGCUUCAAAGCUAUGGAAGAGAAUUUGCGCAGAGACAACCACAGAGAUCAACCUUCUUGCAGAGAAUUGGAAAUACAUUCUCGCUGGUCUCAUUUUUCAGUACUUGCAUGGUCUAGCUGCCCGAGGAGUUCACUAUUUACAUAAGCCUGGCCCUACUCUUCAGGAUGUUGGAUUCUUCCUUCUACCGGAGCUUGGGCAAGACAAGGCUUACAUCAGCGAAACAUUGUUCACCUUCAUCUUUUUAUCCUUCGUCCUGUGGACAUUACAUCCUUUCAUUUUGAAGAGCAAAAAGAUCUAUACAGUUCUAAUAUGGUGCAGAGUUCUAGCAUUCUUAGUUGCUUCUCAAUUUCUUCGUAUUAUCACAUUUUAUUCAACACAGCUUCCAGGUCCAAAUUACCAUUGCCGAGAGGGUUCAAGACUUGCCACACUGCCUGCUCCAAAAAGUGUCUCUGAAGUUCUCUUGAUUAAUUUCCCCCGUGGUGUGAUAUAUGGAUGUGGCGAUUUGAUAUUCUCCUCGCACAUGAUCUUUACUCUCGUCUUUGUGCUGACCUAUCAGAGAUAUGGCACAAGAAGGUGUAUUAAGCAGUUAGGGUUUGUUCUUGCUGUGAUUCAGAGUCUCUUGAUAGUAGCAUCUCGCAAACAUUACACUGUUGAUGUGGUUGUUGCCUGGUACACUGUUAAUUUGGUGGUAUUCUUUGUCGAGAAGAAAUUGCCAGAAUUACCGGACCGGUCCAACAUAGCAGCAACCUUGUUGCUACCAUUGAGCAAUAAAGACAAAGAUGGCCGGACCAAGGAAGAGAACCACAAGCUAUUGAAUGGGAAUUCUGGGGAUCCUGCAGACAGGAGGCAGAGAACUCAAGUGAAUGGCAAGAUUCUUGAGGAUGUUAAUACACACCUUGCUGACUCUGGGAUGAAUGGUGGGUAAUAGGACAUAGGGGGCCUUCUGCUUUCAGAAAUGGGAUCUACCGCAACUGCAAGACUUUGCUGUAGGGAAAGCAACAACCUUGUUCAAUUGGAGGAUUAGUGAAUUGUCAAAUGUCCUAUUUUAAUUCAAAUUAAUAGGGCUAAUUUGUGUUAGUGUAAUUUUACUUGGGUUGUGCUUUUUACCCAUUGUGUUCCCUGGUUAAAUUAUAUAUAGCAUGAGCAUGUGCCAUAGGAAUUUUCCCCUCAAAUCCUGUCUCCUCCGUCAUCUUUUCGUGAUUUCAUGUGCAUAGUCUGCUCUUCAUUUUCUAUUUUUGGUUCCUUUUGCCCUUUGCAGUCACAUGGGGAACUAAUGAUGGGGACAAUGCAAUAGUGCUUCUAAUGUAAAGAGUAAUUUCUUUUCCUA
Messenger RNA from Prosopis cineraria, 1996 nucleotides. RefSeq names its product phosphatidylinositol:ceramide inositolphosphotransferase 1-like. Gene Ontology annotation, cellular component: trans-Golgi network; endoplasmic reticulum membrane; Golgi membrane. The record is from RefSeq and is a predicted model, not a curated record. The transcript is spliced from 12 exons. The coding region runs from base 647 to 1594 and encodes 315 amino acids. Gene Ontology annotation, molecular function: sphingomyelin synthase activity; ceramide cholinephosphotransferase activity; inositol phosphoceramide synthase activity. NCBI's taxonomy places the organism in Eukaryota, Viridiplantae, Streptophyta, Magnoliopsida, Fabales, Fabaceae. Gene Ontology annotation, biological process: ceramide biosynthetic process.